CUAGUCAAAGAGAUUCUUUCUGAAAGGAAAAUAAAAUAAAUAAGCCACCAGUUUCUUUGUCCAGAAAUAUUGAACUGACGAAUAGUUUUCUAGGCGUGCAUGCGUUACUCACACAGCAUGUAAUGUGAUCAGAUCAAAAAAGGUGUUUUUGACAAGCACAAAUUAUUUUAUCUCCUGAACGUAUGAGUAACCUUAUUAUUUUUUGGACAUGUGCUGCAUAUUUAGUUUAGCAUGUCAAGUGAUACACAUUAUUAUAGCAGGACUCUUCAUAGCCAUCCUAGUUUAUUUCACAGUCUACGUUUACAAGCUUGCAACGACAUCUUGAUUGAAUGGCGUUAAUAAUAUGUUAUUAAAAUACAUUUAAGCAUAAUAUUUCGUUAUGUACAUAAACUUACGCAAGGUAUACGAUGAAAUGGAAUAACGUACUAGGUGUUGUCCACGUGUUACUUGAGAAAAUUUAACAUUCGUAACUUUGGUGCCCAUUUGUCUUUCUUUCUAAUAAUGUUGCAAGGGUCAAUAAUAUUGCUUUUCAUUCUGAACAUAUUUAUGAAGCACUUCGUAUUAAACAAUUUGCUGCUGAAGAAAACUUCUGGGGCUAUCUCUGAGCAUAAGAAGAUUCUAUUUGAGAGAUCAUUUGUAAGCAGUGUGUUCAAAAGCAUGCUACGAGAACCUGUGAUAGUUGAAAACUCUAAAAAACAAUAUUGCUGGUUUGAACUCAUGCAGAUAUACGACAAAGUUGCUGACUGUGUCUACAUAUUCAACAAAAUCUAUUCUGGACAGGUUUUUUUGAUGUUCACCUCUUGGGUCAUUUGCACCCUGUUGAUCAUUUGCAGAAUGUUAUCGCCAACAGUAAAUUUUUCAGAAGUAAUUUUUAGUGACAUCUUCAUGUACACUUCUAUCAAUGGACGUCCCAUAUUCAUGACGAAGAUGUGUGAAUUAUUUAUAGAGGAAAGAAAGAAAACAUUGGAAAUUCUAAUAAAUUAUUUAGUCCAUGGGAAUUUAGACGAAGCUUAUAGAGAUCAAGUGCUAACAAUGAUAGACCUGGUAGAGACGAGGAAACUAGAAAUAACUGCAAAUGUGUUCACAGUAAACGCGCCAAUAGUCCUCGGCUUCUGUGGACAGACGAUCUCGUACGCCGUAAUCAUGAUACAGUAUUUUUACUUGUACCUGUUCGCAGAAUGAUGUAUGUAAACGUAGUAGUAACGAAUAAAUACUUCGAUUGGUU
This is a messenger RNA of Ostrinia nubilalis (European corn borer), 1225 nucleotides long. RefSeq lists its product as uncharacterized. The coding region runs from base 502 to 1182 and encodes 226 amino acids. The transcript is spliced from 9 exons. Lineage: Eukaryota; Metazoa; Arthropoda; Insecta; Lepidoptera; Crambidae. The record is from RefSeq and is a predicted model, not a curated record.